Messenger RNA from Cydia strobilella, 1647 nucleotides. RefSeq lists its product as uncharacterized. Gene Ontology annotation, molecular function: DNA binding. Lineage: Eukaryota; Metazoa; Arthropoda; Insecta; Lepidoptera; Tortricidae. Bases 120 to 1085 code for a protein of 321 amino acids. The transcript has 10 exons. The record is from RefSeq and is a predicted model, not a curated record.
GAUGACGACAAAGUAAUUGAUGGUUGUGUGCGCCACUUGCCGUGUAAACGCCUAUACUGUGUGCGUGUAAACUGCGACCAGAAACUUUGAUCCUUGGCCUUUCACCGUUAUAACGAGAAAUGCCGAAAGCCAAAGCCAAAUAUAAGUACCAAUGUCUCCAAAAACGAAAGAGGCGGAAUGAUUACUCUUUACGGAAAGCAAUAGAAGCUCGCCGGAAGGCAGCAUUACGACCUAAAACUCUAGCAGUCCUAUGUAAAAGAGCAAUCAUUAAAUACAAACUCCUACCCGAGAAAAAAAAGUUUACAACUCCCGAGACAUUUUCUGUUGUUGGUGGAAAACCUUUAAGAGAGAGAUCAGUAAAACCACCGCCAGAAAAGAAAGAAAAGAAAGGAAAAAAUCCAAAAAGCCUAGUGGCGCUUUGCCGAAGUGUCAUACAAGAAUACAACCUUUUACCUCAAUGCGAAGAGACUGAACAACCGGUAGCCAACGAAUUACUAAUUGAAAAAAGCGCACCUUCAAGAAAACGGGGAAGACCGCGAAAGCCAGAAUCAAUUAAGCCAAUACAGGAACCAAAACAAAAAAAAAAGAGGGGAAGACCACGCAAAGAUCAGACGACAUCAAAUAUUCAUGACGAAGCUUCCACUAGUUACUCUUCUUUUCUAGAACAAUCACAGGAUAUAAGUUACAGAAAAAUAAAAGUAGAACAAGACCUCUUCUUGGACCGGCCCCCUGAAAGCGAUCCUUUACAACAAGGUGAAGAUGACUACACUGUCAUAAUAAAAGAAGAACGCGUCGACAUUGAACACGAAGACUUCACUGGGCAUGUUCCUGUUACUAUCGAAGUUCCUCAAGGUACAGCUCAAGGAAUAAUCAUAAACCCAAUGGCGCAAGUAGAGGUAUCUGGUCCUUAUGGACGGAUAACAGCGGCAAAAACUAUGACCGUAGUCAUGGAUGAAUACCAGAUAUUUGCCAACAGUAUAGCUGAACAAUUACGAGCAUUGCCUCCCAAUAGAGCAUUACUGCUGCAACUUGAUAUACAAUCUAUGAUCGAUAAUGAAAAACAGCUUAUUGGACAUGAAAGUUAAUGUGAUACGUGUAUAAGAAUACAUGUGAUAUCAUAGUUUUACUAAUACUGACAGUGCUCAAAGACUGAUUGAUAACAUUGAACUGGUUAACUUUCGUCAGUGAUUAUUGUGAUUAAUAUUAUUUUUGAUUUCUUCUAGUGUUACAAUUUGUAUUUUACAGUACAUAUGGUGCUACUUUCUCGCACUAGUGCGUAAAGAACACUUUUCGUGCAUAUGUCGAAAGUUUAAAGGGCCAUAUGUACUGUAAAACGUUGUACGAUACAGCUGCGAAUAGGUAAUUCGCCACUCGUUUCGAAUUUCCUCUUUUCCGCACCUGUAUCGUAAAUAACUAUUAAGUGCAUUAUGAUUACUCUUUGUUUUAUCUUUAAGUUUUUUUAUUGUGUAGCUACUCUACUUUUCUUGUUUCAAACGCAAAGUAGAUAUCGACACUAACAUACAUUACAUUGUCAUUUGUGUCAGAUGAUCCGGUGACGGCCAUGUAAAGUAAAUAUUGUUAGCGUGAUCUUGUUCAGUUAUUUAAGAAACUAGACGUACAUUAAAAAUGUCCGAUCUUUUCCUGACU